CCCUCUCCUAAACAUUUGAGUUUCAGACAUUUGUGCUGACUGGGUAAACCGGCAAGAACGGACGUGAGAAGAAAACAUUGGUACAAUGAAGUCUUUAUUCGGGAGUCUCGUCUACUGCCUUUUCCUCUUUGUGUCUGAUGUAUACGGAACGUACCGUUUGAAUAGAUUCGAUCCACAGCAGGUUACUGCUCAAAGUUAUGCACAACGUAGAAAUAUUGCCCGGCCACCGCUGCGGACGCUCGCUCCUUCAGUUCACGCCAGUGCAUACAGGCAUAGAGGCAAUCACUACCACCACCAGCCACCAGGGAUCCACCUGCCCGUGGUUUACCAACAACCUGGCCCUCUAUAUCCACCCGUGGCUUACCCCAGAUCCUCUGUCCCCUUACCACCUUACCAACACAGAGCGCCACCGGUGGUGUACAACCUAUACCAAGACCUUUCACCUCCAGUAGUUCACCACCACCCGUUUAAAGUUUUUUUUCCACCAGUGAGCCACCACCACAAAUUCAAAGGUAAAUGUUCACACAUUUUACCUCUGGUACAGCCUAAACCUACUACAGUGCCAACGACCCCUGUGGUGUACCUACCCACCACAGUUCCAACUCUACCAUCAGUGACUACAUUGCAACCGGUGAUGACCACCUUGCCACUGGAGGUGACCACCACCCCCGUGCCGCCAACACUACCUGUCAGUACCCAAAGCGGCAUCGUCAUCACCACCGCCAGUGUGGAGACAGCGACAGACAAUUCGUGCAGGAGCCGUCCCCUGGACCUGGUCUUCAUCAUCGACAGCUCCCGCAGCGUGCGCCCCGGCGAGUUUGAGAAGGUCAAGAUCUUCCUGGCCGACAUGGUCGACACCUUGGAUGUGGGACCAGAAGCCACCCGUGUGGCCGUGGUAAACUAUGCCAGCACGGUCAAGAUCGAGUUCCUGCUCAAGGCUCACCUGAACAAGCCCAACAUGAAGCAGGCUAUCACCCGCAUCGAGCCCCUCGCCGCCGGCACCAUGACUGGCCUGGCCAUCAAGUCGGCCAUGACCGAGGCCUUCACCGAAGAGUCAGGCGCCCGGCCAAAGUCAAAGAACAUCGCCAAGGUGGCCAUCAUCGUGACAGACGGGCGUCCUCAGGACCAGGUGGAGGAGGUGUCAGCGGCUGCCCGGGGGUCCGGCAUCGAGAUCUACGCGGUGGGGGUGGACCGAGCCGACAUGACCUCUUUGCGGCUGAUGGCCAGCAACCCCCUGGAAGACCACGUGUUCUACGUGGAGACCUACGGCGUCAUCGAGAAGCUCACCUCCAAAUUCAGGGAGACCCUGUGUGGUUGGGACCCCUGUGACAUGGGACACGACUGUGAGGACAUGUGUGUUAGCAGCAGCAGCAACAACUCCUAUCACUGCGAGUGUCGGGAAGGGUAUCUCUUGAACACGGACAAGAAAACAUGUUCCCAGAGUCAGACACGUGUGGACCCCUGUGCCAUGGGACACGACUGUGAGCACAUAUGUGUCAGCAGCAACGCGUCCCAUCACUGCAAGUGUCGGAAGGGCUAUAUCUUGAACCUGGACCAGAAAACGUGUACUCUGAAACAGAUUAAGGCGGUGGUGGUGGUGGAGGACCCUUGUAAGUGUGAAGCCAGACUGGCUUUCCAGAUGCAGACACAGGCCGCCCUCCAGGAGAUCACUGCCAGACUAGCUGACAUGACAGGAAGGGUGGAACAGAUUGAGAACAUUUUGGGACCUAUCUAAGUUGAGGAAGAAACGCAGGGUCAGCCAACCUCUGAUGGCCCCGCCGUCAGUCACGGACCACUGCAACACAGGCAUGUACUACUACUGCUGUCCUCCAUCACAUCGGCGGAUAUCGACAACAACAGACAGUGGAACUUUGGAUAAACAACACUGCAACAGCUAGAAGGAAAUGAUGUCAGUCCAUGGUUCUUUAAACAAGCUAUUGGUCUUCGGUCAGGACUGUAUCAGAGAAUUAUGGGGGCUAAUGGUGUCAGUCUGUCCAUAUAUGAGCAUCAGGUUCCCACGAAACGUUACAGUAUAUAACGGUAUACACCUUUUAGAAAUGUGCUAAAUACAUAUAUUGUAUUAAUUAAUUUUCAGCAACUCUGCUUCAGCUAACACAUUUGAAAUUUGUUUUUGGAAGUUUCUUUGAAGUAUAUUGAGAAAUUGAAAUCAUGUUCAGUAGGGACCAGUCAGUGAGGGGCAGUGCUUUUAAGAUUGUUUUAUUUUAACUGAUUUUAGAAAUGUUAUACUAUAUGAUCAUUUCCAAUCUGGUAGAAAUAUGUCAUUUGUUUUUUGUGCCCGCCAUAUAAGGUAUUUUUGUUAGGUUGUGUCAGUGCAAAAUGUUGAACGCUAUAAUGUGAGGAAAAUGUACACCCCCAUGUGUGCUGUGUACGUCAGAAUAAAAAAACGAAUGUACUGAAUAUGUGACAAUCAAGACCAGGAGAGGAAGUUAUUUUGCACAGUGCCUUUAUCCAUUGAACUACUUGAUGAAUAUUAAAUGGAAGUUCAGUAUUUUA
Molecule: messenger RNA, 2514 nt
Organism: Oncorhynchus tshawytscha (Chinook salmon)
Lineage: Eukaryota; Metazoa; Chordata; Actinopteri; Salmoniformes; Salmonidae
Gene: matn3a
Product: matrilin 3a
Exons: 8
Coding region: 86-1735 (549 amino acids)
Molecular function (GO): calcium ion binding
Source: RefSeq, a predicted model, not a curated record